GUCAGAGAGAGUGAGAGAAAGUCAGAGAGAGUGAGAGAGAGUGAGAGUGGAGUCGUUUUGCUGUGGCUCUUCAGUAAACCCAAGUUAGAGACAGACAGGGUAUUGUAUUUACAGCAGCAUGAUCCUCAUCACAUUUGGACUCUAUCUUCCACUAUUGUUUUGUUAUGUCCUGUCUCAGUCCUCUUUCCUGGACAAUAUUCUCUCAUUCCCAGCAGCUCUCCAACAACAACCUGCCUUGGACCAGCAGAGGAAAUUCAACCCCUGCUGUUUACUGAGUCCGCCCCCGCCCCCCCUGUUCCCUCCUCCCCCCUCACUGUGGCAACGCGGUGGUCAUAAUGAAGAGUCCGAUAAUGGAGGAAAACAUGGUGAAGAUCCAGAUCCAGGGACGGAGCUGAAAGGUCCCACCUGUGUCCCAGGCCCCCCAGGCCCCGAUGGACCCCCCGGUCCUCAGGGUCCAGCUGGGCUACCAGGUCUGAAGGGACCAAAAGGAGAAAAGGGAGAACUGGGACGACCUGGACAAAAGGGUCGGACGGGGCCUCCAGGUCUCCCGGGGCGCCAGGGACCAGCCGGGUGGCCAGGACCAAAUGGGCCCAAAGGGGAGAAGGGAGAUGGUGGAUUGAUGGGAUUACCUGGAGUAAGAGGACCUCUUGGACCUAAGGGUUUACCCGGAUACAAAGGAGAAAAGGGUUCCCGUGGUGACCGUAGUGAGGCUGGGAGGAAGGGAGACAAGGGCACAAUGGGCUUCCCUGGAAUGCUUGGACAGAAAGGUGAAAUGGGUCCAAAGGGAGAACCUGGAAUCUCAGGGAAUAGAGGACCGACGGGCAGACCAGGGAAGAGGGGCAAACAGGGAGGGAAGGGCGACAAUGGGAUUAUCGGCCCUCUAGGUCCAGCAGGUCCUCAGGGGCCCCCCGGCCACCCUGGUCCCCCAGGUCUGCCAGCCUCAGGACUCUACGUGGUCGGAACGAAAGGUGAGAGGGGGCUACCAGGUCUUCCUGGAACUUGCAGCUGUAACUCUGUUAGUAUUAACAGCCCACAGUUUGAUGAACAUAGUUCCAGGAGCGACUACGCCAAAGUGCCAGCGAUAUUUGUGGUAAACAAUAAAGAAGAACUAGAUCGUCUUCAUACGGACAACGCCCUAGCCUUCCGGAAAGACCAGAGAUCACUUUACUUCAAAGACACCAACGGAUGGCUGCCGAUUCUUCUAAACACUCCUUUCUUCCAGCUGACACCGUUCCAGUCUACGGAGAACGCUCCGGAACAGGAGGGUUACUGUGGCGACGGGAUCGUUCAGAUUCCCAACGGGGAGGAAUGUGACGACGGGAAUAGGAUUGUCACCGACGGCUGCGUCAAGUGUAAACAUGCUUACUGUGGAGAUGGUUAUCGUUACGACGGGGCCGAGGAAUGUGAUGGAAAGGACUUUGGCUAUCAGACAUGCAACUCAUAUCUCCCAGGGUCUUAUGGUCGUCUCAGAUGCACUCCGUACUGUGUCAUUGACUCUACAAACUGCAAUUAUUUCACAUGAAGAGGAACCUGGACACAGCAGUGGGAUCCUUCAUGUCUUGUUUGCUUUGGCACUAAACAGGAUGUCGGUAAUGCAAAAAAAAAAAAAAAAAGAAGAAAGAUCAACAACAACACUGCAAACAAGAGACUCAAAAAGGAAGUGGUGACAAACUGGACUAAACCUGACAAAAUGACUAAAACUACACACACUAACUCUGUUGAAUCGCUGCUGAAGCCAUGUAGUUCCCGAGGAGGUGGGGGUGGCGAGUAAAAUGCCCCCUCACCCAUUCACAGGAAACGCACAGGACAAUUUCACUUUGUCUUAAAUAAAACUCAACCCAAGACUGAAGAGGCUCCGCCCACACCAUACCUGAUAGGACCAGGGCCUGCCGCUGAACGAGAGGCGGUCAAAUGAGAGAAGUGACAGACAGCCAAUAGGAGAGCUCUGAGAAAGAGAGAGAGACUCGUGGGUGGAGCCGGAAGCCAUAUUUACCUCGACGUAGCACUGUUAAAGAAAAGAGAACCAGGUCUGGACAAUCAGAAGCAGGAUGCUGUGUAUUUUACUGCAAUGUGAAUGACGUAAUAUAGCAUUUGCAUGAGGCUGAGAUUGCUGUGUGACCAUGGCAACAGAUGUCACUACCUAGGCAUGUAACCAAUCACAAUACUUACUAUCGUUGUCAUGAGCUUUGUGCUGUGUAUAUAUAGUAGGUAGACGUCUCCAAUUGUACGUAGGGAGUAUAUUGUAUGUUAUAAUUUCACUAAUCAGGACAGGAGGGGCAUGUCAUAAUGAUACUGUAUUCAGGAGGAUUCUGAGAGCCUUGUUCAAUAGAGGCAGAUCUUAA
Molecule: messenger RNA, 2342 nt
Organism: Coregonus clupeaformis (lake whitefish)
Lineage: Eukaryota; Metazoa; Chordata; Actinopteri; Salmoniformes; Salmonidae
Product: acetylcholinesterase collagenic tail peptide
Exons: 16
Coding region: 119-1522 (467 amino acids)
Molecular function (GO): heparin binding
Source: RefSeq, a predicted model, not a curated record